AUGGACACCGGUGCUGGCGAGUCUGCGCCGACCGGCAGCGUGGGCGUGGCGUGUGCGUGGAGCGACACCUCGGCCACGGGCGUCGUGGCGCGGCCCGACAGAGAGUUCCUUAAGGGACGCCUGAGGGCGCUGGAGGCGCGCGCCGAUGCUCUGCGCCAGAAAAGGCACCGCGUUGAUGAGCGCAGGUCGGCACGUGCGCUGGCCGCCGAGGCCGGCGGCGCUGCUGUGUACCCGGCUGCUGGCCCCGCCGCGCAGGGCCCAAUGCUGCAAGUGCCCCUCAUGGACCCCUCUGAGCUGCCGGCUAUCAGCACCGCUCCUGCCGUGGACGACAAGGGUGACAGCAGCCCCAUGGUCGACGGCGACGCGCGCAUGGCGCAGGCCGAGGCGCGAUUCAACGCACUGCUGUCAGAGAUUGUUGGCGGUGGGGCCGACGAAGCGGCAGCGCCGCCCACGCACGGCGAGGGCAUCAACGAGCGUGUGUUGGCGGCAACCAUAAACCAGCUGCUCACAGCAGCGACAGAGGUGCUGGAGCGGCAGGCCGCCUCGACGGCAGAGGUGGUGCUGGGCACCGGCGAGUGCGAGGCGCUGCACGCGGCUGCGCUGCUUGGGGAGCUCACGGCCGCCACUGCCGCCCUGGAGCGAGAGGUGGGCGUCGCCCCGAUCAGCACCAGCGACAACCUUCUUGCCAACAGCACAGGCGCCGCGGCCCCUGUUCCAGAGCUGCCAGAGCCCCCGACCCUGCACGACGCGACAGCCUCUGUACAGUGGCCACGCCACGAGGUGGAGACGCAGCCUGCAGAUAAGGGCGCUGCGCCUGACGGCACUGCGGCGCGCCGGUGGAGGUCUGUCGUGGGCCGCGUUCUGGCAGAAGCCUAUGCGGCAGAGGCGCGCUCGCCCCAGCGCGACGGCAGCCUGGUGUUUUCUGCGGCCAGCCUCAGUCUGGAGGUCGACACCCAGGAGCUGCUGCUGGCAGCACUGGAGCGCGCACGUGAAAGGCUCGCGCAGCAAACCUCCUGA
This is a messenger RNA of Monoraphidium neglectum, 1017 nucleotides long. RefSeq lists its product as hypothetical. The record is from RefSeq and is a predicted model, not a curated record. The coding region runs from base 1 to 1017 and encodes 338 amino acids. NCBI's taxonomy places the organism in Eukaryota, Viridiplantae, Chlorophyta, Chlorophyceae, Sphaeropleales, Selenastraceae. The transcript has 2 exons.